Alternaria atra is the source of this 216-nucleotide messenger RNA. RefSeq lists its product as uncharacterized. Bases 1 to 216 code for a protein of 71 amino acids. The transcript is spliced from 2 exons. The record is from RefSeq and is a predicted model, not a curated record. NCBI's taxonomy places the organism in Eukaryota, Fungi, Ascomycota, Dothideomycetes, Pleosporales, Pleosporaceae.
AUGGGAGUGCCUACGGAGGGUUUGCAAUGUCGACCAACACCAUUCUUACCACGACCCGCUCUCGCUUGCACAAAGAGGCAGCAGCCUCAAUCAGGCUUGACCUCUCCAAACCUCGGUCUGAAAAGCUCUAUCUUAGCUACAACAAGGACUAGAAAGCAUAGGGAUCCCGAAGGAUGGCUAUCGUCAAUCGUCGAUUGCGAACCUCUUGAAAAGUAG